Linum trigynum is the source of this 2344-nucleotide messenger RNA. The record is from the annotation of a GenBank genome assembly. NCBI's taxonomy places the organism in Eukaryota, Viridiplantae, Streptophyta, Magnoliopsida, Malpighiales, Linaceae.
GACAAAUAGUCCCUAACUCUGAGAGAUCCUCACUCUGUUUUUUCAGCCUGUUUAUAAUAACCAGACAAUCCGAUUCAAUCUCAUAAGGGCCAAACUCCCUCUCAUUCAUUUGCUCCAUCGCGAAAAGAAUGGCCCUUCCCUCAGCAAUCGGCGGACUCCAAUUUUCGGUCUCCCUCCUAGCAGCUGCGAAAACAAACUCCCCUGUCCAAUCUCUGACUACCAUCGCUAGGUUGGUUCCUUCAUUGCCAAAGCACCCUGCAUCCGUGUUCACCUUCAAUACCCCAACACUUGGUGGUUCCCAUUGUACUCUUCUUCGGUUCAGGCCUUCCCUCUUCACCUGCAGCUUUUCCUGCUCACUCUUAUAUUCCCGGAACAUAGCUUCUGCCUUUCUCGCAAUUUCCUCUUCCUCAAGCUUAGGGCCAUUGAAAACUUGAUUGUUUCGUUCCACCCAAAGAAACCACAACAAACAACAAAUCCCUCCAAUCGUUUCCUGGUCUGCAGUGGUUAGCAACUUUAUGGGUUUAGUUCGAUUAAAACCGAAAAACCAAUAGAAACCAAUAAGAAUGUACAAUUGUACACAUAAUGAUAAUAAAAUUAUUUAUCAACAAUUUUUUUUUUCUUUUGAUAUGCAUGCCAACCAAUAAUUUGUAAUGGUCAUUUUAUCAUUUACAAUUAUUAGGACGUUUAUUCAAUAAAAAGGAGGGAAAUGGAAAUAAAUAUGAGUGUAUGAGUACAUGUUGGUUUGUUGGUUAUCCAAACCAAAACCAUUAAGUCCCCUAUUGAUUUUUUGUACCAAAAACCAAUACGGGCCUUAAUGGUUUUGGUUUUUGCGAAUUUGGUUUUUGGUUUUUCAUACUUUAUGGUUUGGUUAACCAAACCAAACCAAAUUGACAGCCCUACCUGCAGUCACGAAUCGCCACCCAUCCAACCCGAAAAAGAAUGUGCACGGAUAGCAUGUCACAAUUAUACCAACUUACUAGUUAGUUUUUUUUUUUUUUUUACAAUAACUUACUAGUUAGUAGAUGAGUUAAUUUUAGACCAAAACUCAUCAUGCUCGCUUGUUGUCCACCUCUACAGCAUACUUGUGUUUCUGUGAUUUUCUAUAAUUUUGAUAAUGACAAGUGUGCCCUACAAAUCUAAUUAAUUGUAGUCAACCCCUUGAAAUAUAUAAGUAAUCAAAACGAAAUGUUCAGGAUGUAGAAUUAGCACUAUGUUAAAAAAUUAGUUAUCCUAACCUCUACAUGAUGAUGCAUGCUUGCUUAUCAGUGGUUGUGAAUAUGUAAAUUGACACGCACGACCAUAGAUAACGUUGGACGGGCAUUGGGUAUUGCUUUCGAUCUGUCCCGCUAUGCCCCUUUUUCGUUCUCGACCUGUUCUAUCAUGAUUUGCAUCAAUAUUUUCAUGUGUUUUUUCUCUUAUUGCAUCUCUAGAAUCAUAUUUCCAUUCCUAAGAAAUUUGAAGAAUAUAUCAUCCAAAUAUUUAGACUCAAUUAUCAUUUAUACUAUAUUUCUCGUUCAUUUAUGAAGUUUUUUCUCUAUAUGUUCUUAUAAAAGAGUUAAAUAUAUGUAUAAAAAAUUGUUAUAACAUAUAAGAAUGGGUUGACGCACCCACCUUGUACCCGGACGAGUAUUACUUGGUCUCACCAACGAAUAAAUAUUAAGGUAUCCACCCCAUUAUGUACCAUUGUCAUCACCAAUUUACUUAAAUAGAUUAGUGGAUUUAUUCCAAUUUAUUGGAUGUCGAACAAAUAUUUGGAGUUAUUAAUACUCUCUAACUAGGUUAUAACCCGGCUGGUUGGCUAGAAUAUUCAUAUAUGAUUAUUUAUAUUUUUAUGUUACGUUGGAGUCUAUCAGCUCGUUUAAUCUUAUUGACAAUCCUUCCAUCGAGAUGAUACAUAAAGAAAAAAAAUAUAUAGGUCAAACUUUCGGAGAAAUAUCAUCAUCAAUUAAAAAUAUAAAUAUACAAUAUGCCACUAAUCAAAAUGAAAUGGAGAAUUGUUGAUUCAAGUCAACUAUAUACUAACAACUCAACUAAGAGAUGGACCAUCAAAACUUAAGAGUAAAUAAUAAAGUUAGGGUUACCUCCAAAUUACUAAUAGACUCGAUCAAAGUAAUAAGACACAAAAUUAGACACUCUUUAUCUCUCAGUUCGAGUAGGUUGAAUAAAGAAUCGACCUCCUUCAGAAAAUCAAUCAAUGAUUCCUUGUUUUAAGAUAGAAAUAGGUUGUGAUAGCUGCAAAAACCAUAAAUCUAAAGAUCCAAUAGCCACCACUAUCCGUUGUACAACCAAAUUUGUUAUCUCAAGAGACAUAUGUUUCAACCAAAAAUUAAAUUUCUAAUCCUCG